This is a messenger RNA of Physella acuta, 2045 nucleotides long. Its product is annotated as selenoprotein Pb-like. Lineage: Eukaryota; Metazoa; Mollusca; Gastropoda; Physidae. Gene Ontology annotation, biological process: selenium compound metabolic process. The record is from RefSeq and is a predicted model, not a curated record. Gene Ontology annotation, cellular component: extracellular region. Gene Ontology annotation, molecular function: selenium binding.
AUGUAGAACAUGCAUUCCAAAAAGCAAAACAAAGCACGCAUUUUUAAGAUGUCUACAGUACAGCUGAUAGUAUUUAAUGGACGUUCUUGCUAGUCGUCGACUCAAAUAGAAGGUAAACGUUUUGAAGUGCAAGCGAAAGAUCAGAUAAUCUGAUCUCGUUUAACAACCAAAUUUGAAGAUGGCGGCUGGCCUCUUGGCUUGGCUUUGCCUGGGGUUGACGCUCCUGGCACCGGUAGCCUGGUCCCAAAGAUGUAGCCCUCCAACCUGGCAGGGCGAGGGGCUGGGGGAGAACCCCGUGGCUGCCAACAGGGGCAAGGUUGUGCUGGUAGCCCUGAUGAAAGGCUACUGUAGCUACUGCGUCAGCCAGGCCAGAAAACUGGAGGCUCUAAAAACCCGUCUGGCCAGCAUCAACAUGCCGGACAUUGCCAUGUACAUCGUGAACGGGGGGGAGGAGAUCUCCCGCAGCCAGAUCUCCAACCUGGUGGUGGCCAGCAGCAUCCCCGUCCUGCAGGACACGGCAGAGCACGUUAUGUUCCGGUCAAUCUUCAGGGGGAAUAAGGAUGAUUUCAUCGUGUAUGACAGGUGCGGACAGAUGGCUGUCGCCAUCCGCCACCCCUACAGUCACGUGGACAAUGGCGUCACGGAGCGCGUGCUGAAGGCCGUGUAUCGAGGGCCGACACACCUGUUAUUGUUCCCUGGACACCAACAGACGGACACCACGUGACCUCUCGUCCAAUCGGCGACAAGCACGCCGGAGGCUCUGAGACUGCUCCGGCAUCAGGCCUGACCCCUGUGGUGCAAGAAACCGACCCACAGGUGCCGGUGCCCGCGACAGAACUUCAGCCCCCAGUGCGUCUGCACCCGCCCCGUCCACGGGAUCGGCAACGACGUCCUGGCCUGGCACUGCGGUUGCCGGGACCCGACCUUUGAGACCCGGGCCUUCUGCGAUCACUGUCACCGCUGUGACAACAGCCGCGCGUGCCGUGACGUGGCGAGCUGGCCAGGUGACAACAGCGCUGCCGCUGCCUGAGCGAGGGGGACGACCGGGGACAGGCGGACCCGACCACCUGACAGUGACAGGAUGCGUCUGGCGUCGUCGUAGACUGACAGGAUCAGCCCGUGGGGGCCCACGGCUGUCAGGGUUUGACAAGACGGCACCACGGUCACGUGGACAGUGAUCCAACGGGUACGCUCAGUGACCUUGACCCAACGACGAGACAACCUGACCCUGACCUAACGGUGAAAACAGUCCUGACCUUGAUCGAAUGGACGAACAGCCUGACAGUAAAGCAAUGAGCCAAUCCCCUGACCUAAUCAGUAAAUAACUUAGCCAUGAUAUAUCAUAAAUCCUGAACAUAGAGGUGUUGGCAUUGCUCAAUCCUAAACACAACAGAUAACAUUAUGCAUAGCUAAGCGAAAAACGUCUUGGCCAAUACCUUAUAUAGAUAAACUUUAAUCUAAAACAAGAAACAACAUGUAUCAAAACUGCUUAAUCUUAAUUUACAUAUACUAUAUUUAAAUGAUGAAAUUUUAAGAUGACGUUGAUAGGUCGAGUUAGUUAAUGAAGACGUCGUUGUUAAAAUAAAAUGACUUGAAGAAAUAAACCUCAUGACUGUUGACUAUUGACUGGAAUUCCCCACUUGACUUUGGCCACUUUUCUGGCCUCUCGGUAAACCGGAACUAAUGAAAAUAUCUGGCUAAACCUAACGGAGUAGGAUGUGUUGAACAUUUUCCGGAAAAUUUUCCGAGCGCCAGAUCGGUGGCAGUAGAUUUUCUGUAUGCAAAAACCGGGAAAUCUAAAGUGCUUUGUCAUGCCGCCUUUUGUUCACAAACAUAACAAACAAGUUUUGAUGCUUGUAUCGAACCUCUCAAAACCUUUUUAGACAGAACACCUAAAUUUUUUUUUGAAAGCUACAAUUGGCAUGUGACAUUUGAAACGGAACAAAAGUUGUCAUGACUUUGACACUAUGUACAGUGAAACUAAGUGUAUAUGACUUUUGAUAAAGGAAUUUAAAAUAUUAAACGAAUAGUUUCUCAACUUCCAA